CUCAUCCUGAGUCGGGCCCUUCAUUCUUUUUUGACUUUGCUGGUUCAUCGCGAUGUUUACAAACAUGCUUUCUUCUCUCCUUUUGACUCUUCUGGCCGUGUCGCCGAUCGCGUCCGUCAAUGCUCUCGGUUCACAGUGUACAUCAGAACUUGGGGCCGGUACUGCUGCUGCAAGCGACCCUUACUGGCUAGAGACAAUCGAGCAUCAAGGCACAUCUGCCUUUGGAACCUCUGGAUACACCGUUUUUCGAAAUGUUAAGGACUAUGGUGCGGUUGGUGACGGUGUAACCGAUGAUACGGCUGCCAUCAAUGCCGCAAUUAGUGACGGUGAUCGCUGUGGCGAGUCCUGCGCCUCGUCCUCGACUACUCCCGCCUUGGUCUAUCUCCCGCAAGGAACGUAUCUGGUGUCUGCGCCGCUCAUCCUGUAUUAUAACACGGCUCUCGUCGGCGAUGCCAAGGUCCUCCCCACUUUGAAGUCAUCUGCGGCCUUCGCAGGCAUUGCUGUCAUCGACGCCGAUCCCUAUAUUCCCGGCGGCAACGGCGCAGAGUGGUAUGUCAACCAAAAUAACUUCUAUAGGAGUGUUCGGAACGUACAUAUCGACCUUACUUCGCAACCGGCCACGACUUCGGCUACCGGCCUGCACUGGCAGGUCUCGCAAGCGACUUCGCUCUACAAUAUUGUAGUCGACAUGUCUACUGACUCCGCCACAGCCCACCAAGGAAUCUAUAUGGAGAAUGGGUCCGGAGGGUUCAUGGGCGAUCUGGUCUUCAACGGUGGAAAGUAUGGUGUCUGGGUCGGAAACCAGCAGUUCACCGUUCGCAACAUUACUGUCAACAACGCGCAGACCGCGGUAUUCGCCGCAUGGAACUGGGGGUGGACCUGGCAGGGCGUCACGAUCAACAACUGUGCCGUUGGUUUCGACAUCACGACGGGCGAUAUCGACGCCAGUAGCUCGAACACUGACGCUACCCAGGGAGUCGGGGCUGAGGCCAUCAUCGACGUGACUGUGACGGACACACCGAUAUUCUUGAGGAGCUCUGCAUCCAGCAGCGGUUCGCUCGAUGGUUCGCUGGUUCUCAACAACAUUCAAAUGAGUGGUGUUACCAGCGCCGUUAGUCUCACAGAUGGAACGGUCAUCUUGGCUGGGUCUUCCUCUAUCGAUACCUGGGCUCAGGGAAAUGUCUACUCUGGCUCAAGCGCGACGGGAUCGUUUGUCCAGGAUACCACAACCUCCAUCAACAAGCCUUCGGUCCUCUUGGAUGGCAGUGGAAAAAUCUUCGGCAAAACCAGGCCAACGUAUGCUGACUAUUCCACCGACCAAAUCGUGUCAGUCAAGGACGAGGGCGCACUCGGUGACGGGACCACGGACGACACGGCCGCUCUCCAAGCCGUGUUUGACAACUACGCUGGCUGCAAGAUCAUCUACUUCCCUCAAGGCGCCUAUAUCGUCUCCUCGACGCUCAAAAUCCCAGCAGAUGUCCAGAUCACGGGUGAAGCCUGGAGUACGAUCAUGGGAAGCGGUACCGCCUUUUCAGACAUCACGAACCCACAAGUCGUCGUUCAAGUUGGUGCAGAGGGAUCCACUGGUAUUGCCGAGAUUUCCGAUAUGCUUUUCACCACUCGUGCCUCUGCCGGUGGUGCGAUCGUCAUGGAGUGGAACGUCCACGACCCCUCGGGCAACCAGGGCGCGGCAGGCAUGUGGGAUACUUUGUUUAGGCUUGGUGGAGCUGCUGGCACGGACAUGCAAUUGUCCCAGUGCGCGAACACGACUGCGAGCACGGGUACCAACUGCUAUGCUGCGUUCAUGGGUCUACAUCUUACCAGUGGCUCCAGCGCUUACCUCGAGGGUCUUUGGGUCUGGUUAGCUGAUCAUGAUGUCGAGGACGUUGACCAACUCGACAUCACGGCGUAUUCGGGCAGGGGGGUUCUUUCAGAAUCUGCCGGUCCCGUCUGGAUGAUUGGUACCUCGUCUGAACAUCACGUUCUCUACCAGUACUCCCUGGUCGGCGCGAGCAACCACUAUAUCGGGACUGCGCAGACAGAGACGCCCUACUUCCAACCGAGCCCCUCAGCCCCUUCUCCUUUCACAACGGAUUCGACCUACAGCGACCCCACGUUCUCCAGCGAUCAAACUAUGGCUUGGGCGCUAUACGUUGAGAACUCGAGUGAUAUCCUCAUCUUCGGUGCUGGCUUCUACAGUUUCUUCCAGAACUACUCGCCGACAUGUGAUGACACAAACGCCUGCCAGACGCAGAUCGUCAGCAUUGACUCUGCCUCUUCUAUCGCCAUCUACAGCUUGUCGACGGUCUACACCACCUAUCAGAUCUCUCUCGACAAUGUUGGGAUCAUCAACGAGGAUUCCAAUGUCAAUGGUCUCGCCAGAACCGUGACGGCGUGGACGAGCUCUUGAGGGCUUCGAUAGCCUCGAACGACACGAAUCUCAUUUGUUCGGGAUUUGUCUGUUUUAUUAGGUUUAUUUAUCCUUUACUAGCUGGGUUCUCUGUCUGUCACCUUUUUGUCCUCGAGACUGUGUCUGUCGUGCAUCUAGUCAUGAUCUGUGAUGAUAUUUAUUUGCUUCCUUAUUCUCGAGUCAGCUUUCCCCAUCCCUUAUACCACCUGUGAUGUUGUGCGCCCGUUCUCCGAUUGUACUACACUCUCAGAUAGAUCCUGGACAGUACAAGAUGUAUCUCGCUGCAUGAUCUGAAGGACAUAGAACCAUUAUUGUUAGCUGUUCGCACAAUAGACAGAACAAAGGAC
Stereum hirsutum FP-91666 SS1 is the source of this 2757-nucleotide messenger RNA. Its product is annotated as beta-1-3-glucanase. The record is from RefSeq and is a predicted model, not a curated record. Lineage: Eukaryota; Fungi; Basidiomycota; Agaricomycetes; Russulales; Stereaceae. The coding region runs from base 53 to 2410 and encodes 785 amino acids. The transcript has 16 exons. Gene Ontology annotation, molecular function: polygalacturonase activity.